GUAUUAAAAAAAAUGUAAUGCAAUAUCUUCUUGCUGUAUUAGAUUUCCUUCAGGAGCCUUGGAAUACUUUAUGGACAGUAACUAAUGCAUUGCCUCUUAGAAGGAUCAAAGAGAUUUUUUAUUACAUACUAACCCUACAAGCUACAUAUUAAAAUAGCCUUGAACCAUGCUAGAUAUGAUUUGAAACAGAGUGUGUUCUGACAGAGUAAAGAAUGAGCUGGUUUAACUGAUCCCUUUCAGGAUACAUUUGAAGGUUAAGCAACUACAGAUCUCAGCUAAUCUGAUGUAAUCUGCUGUUACUAAAUGGAUGUCUACACUCACAUUCGUAGCACACUGCACAUGACUGCCUAGGAAUAAAGUUUUCAAAUUUUUUCAUGUCAGUUCUGCUGAGAGGAAGCCAUGUAUCUGUUUGUUUACUUCUACCUCCUAAUGAUCUUUUUUGAAGAAGUGCAUGGUUUUUGUCCUUCUCAAUGCACUUGCGUUUACCAUGGCAGAAGCGAUGGCACUGGAACAAGGUCUGUGCUCUGUAAUGAUCCUGACAUGUAUGAGAUCCCUGUGAAUGUUCCUGUGGAUACUGUAAAACUUCGUAUAGAGAAAACUGUCAUACGAAGGAUUCCAACUGAAGCCUUUUACUACCUAGUAGAUCUCAAAUAUCUGUGGGUAACUUACAACUGUGUAGCCAACAUUGAUAUCAGCAGUUUCUAUAACUUGAAACAACUGCAUGAGCUACGGCUGGAUGGUAAUCUGCUUUCAACUUUCCCUUGGGAAUCGCUGGCAGAGAUGCCCAACCUACGAACUCUUGAUUUACACAACAAUAAAAUGACCAGCAUUCCUGCUGACGCUGGCCGGUACUUGAGAAACCUCACCUACCUGGACAUAUCCAGCAACAAGCUAACCACCUUGCCAUCAGACUUGAUGGACAUUUGGCCCCCCUUCUCAGAAGCUGUCCUGUCCAAGAACACAGACAUUCUGGCAACCCAGAGAGUCAUUUUGGGUUUGCAGGACAACCCAUGGUUUUGUGACUGUCGCAUUUCAAAGCUAAUUGAAUUUUCCAAAAUUGUGGACAACUCACUUGUACUUCUUGAUCCAUUGGUUUCAUGUAGUGGACCUGAGAGCCUGGCAGGAAUCUUGUUCCAGAGAGCUGAGUUAGAGCAGUGUCUUAAACCAUCCGUGAUGACGUCGGCAACAAAAAUCACUUCCCCGCUGGGAAGCAACGUUCUGCUACGCUGCGACGCAACUGGGUACCCAACACCACAGCUUACUUGGACUAGGUCAGACAAUAUACCAGUGAACUAUACAGUAAUUCAAGAAACACCUGGAGAGGGUGUCAGAUGGUCCAUAAUAAGCUUGACAGGGAUUUCAUACAAGGAUGCAGGAGAAUACAGAUGUAAAGCCAAGAACUUAGCAGGAAUGUCAGAAGCUGCUGUUACAGUCACAGUGGUUGGUGUAGUUACUACAACUGUGUCACCACAGAAGUAUGGAAGGAAGCAAGAGGCAGAGAGACAGAAUAGCACUCAGGAGGAAUCCAAGCAGGAACCUGAGAGGACAACAACACCUCUUCCCACCACACCAACCACCACAGCACUGGUUAGCACUGAAAGAUCAACGAGCAUCAGGUUUACCGACAAGAAGCAAUCCAGGCCCGUGUUUGAUGGAAAGAAAAAUUCAAAGGCAGUGACAAAUGGAAACAAAAAGCAGGCUGUGGAGAUACGCAAGAAAGGUGAGGAGACAAAGCAGACUGGGGAGAUAAGCAAUAAAAUUGAGGAUACUUCAUUGAAUACAGCAAGUAUGGCUGAGCAAAAUGUUACUGUAAAGAACCUAAGAGUGAUCAGUGAAACUGAUGAAAGAGUGACCUUAACUUGGAAAACUGUCAAUGCCACAAGCAACUCUGCAGUGACUGUGUUAUAUUCAAAGUAUGGUGAAAAAGACAUGUUGCCUCUGAGCACCGAUUCUAGCAAAAACAAAGUCACAAUUGAUGGUUUGCAACCUAGUACUCAAUAUAUGGCAUGUGUCUCACCCAAAGGCAUGCCACCUACAGAAGAGCAGUGCAUUAUUUUCUCCACCGAUAGGUUAAAUGAUGACAGUAGCUCCCAGUUUUCUAUUCUAAUAUUGGCCAGCAGUGCAGCAUGUGUGGUUGUUUUACCUUUGAUAUUUUUCUUACUCUACAAAGUUUUAAAACUUCGUGUGAAACCGAAAACUGCAAAGGAAGCUGACCUUGCAAAAGAGACCUAUGUGAAAUUUGAAACACUAUCUCUGAAGCCUCGAACAGUGACUGCAGGAGAGCAGCUCUGGGCACGAAGGUACACAGAUGAGUCGGAAAGACUUCUCCUUUGUUCUAGGUCAAGCAUGGAUUCUCAAAUGACCUUCAAAAGCGAGGGCUCUAGGUCUGAGUAUCUGUGUUGAACAUAGAUGAGGGUGGAGGAGAUGGAAUAUACAAUAGGUAAAAUUAAUCCAAAAUGAUGAUACUGCAUCUGGAAGCAGGUUGGUGCCAGGUGGUGGUCAGAAUAAAAUGCAGUCUACUGUAUGGGUAGGGUGGUGGGUAGGAGGGAGAAUAGAAGAAAAGUGUUGCCUGUUUAUUUUCUUUUUGUAUGUUUGUGAUGUUGGAUUUGGAUGUGAGGGAAUGAUGUUCUUCAAAAGAUAAAUACAGUGUGAAAUUGUUGCCUGGUUAAAGAUCUAUUUUUUGUUUUCAUUAAAACAUUCUGUUUUCUCUUCUUUUACUGUAUGAUGUGCUAGUUGCAUGUAUCAAACAUUAUUCACAACCUUCAUAAAAAGUAUAUACUUAAAAAUAAUAGGAGAACAGUUUAAACUACUUCUAUUGAGCUCAAAACUUUAUCUGAAAAUACAAGUUUUCUGACAUCAGCUUGUGCUUUGAGAUGUCAUACAGCUCUGUUUGUACAGUAUCUUGGACUGGAAGUGAUCUCAGACCAAUCAAGACUGAAGCUAGGUAGCCACAGCUUAUGAACUCUUUGAGAGGUACAAUACACGUAUUGUCGUUUUGCAGAUGCUAUGGCAAAGACGCAUUUUUAGUAUUCUGAAACUUAGGUAAGAUAUCAUUAUGAGUUACUGAAUGCCUUCUUUGCUUCGGUCUUUUCUGCUCGGCCCAGCCUUCAGGAGUCCCAGGCUUUGGGGAAAGUAACGGGGAAAGAAGAAGACUUCCCCUGGGUUGAGGAAGAUCAAGUGAGGGAUCAAUUAGGUCAAUUAGAUAUUCAAAAGUCCAUGGGCCCCAAUGGGAUGCACCCGAGAAUGCUGAGGGAGCUGGCAGAAGUCAUUGCUGGGCCGCUCUCCAUCAUCUUUGAAAGGUCCUGGAGAACAGGCGAGGUGCCUGCUGAGGACUGGAGGAAAGCCAACAUCACUCCAGUCUUCAAAAAAGGCAAGAAGGAGGAGCUGGGGAACUACAGGCCAGUCAGCCUCACCUCCAUCCCUGGAAAGAUGAUGGAACAGCUCGUUCUGGGCAUCAUCUCAAGGCAUGUGGAAGAAAAGAAAGCUAUCAGAAGUACUCAACAUGGAUUCACCAAGGGGAAAUCAUGUCUGACUAAUCUGAUAGCCUUCUAUGAUGACAUGACUGGAUGGAUAGAGGAGGAGAGGGCGGUAGAUGUGGUCUACCUUGACUUGAGCAAGGCAUUCGACACGGUCUCCCACAGCAUCCUCAUAGGGAAGCUUAGGAAGAGUGGGUUAGAUGAACGGACAGUAAGGUGGAUAGAUAACUGGUUGAAAGACAGAGCUCAGAGGGUCGUGAUUAGGGGCACAGAGUCUAGUUGGAGGUCAGUGACGAGUGGUGUUCCCCAGGGGUCAGUACUGGGUCCAGUCCUCUUCAACAUAUUCAUCAAUGACCUGGAUGAGGGGAUAGAGUGCACCCUCAGCAAGUUUGCUGAUGACCCAAAGCUGGGGGGAGUGGCUGACACACCGGAAGGCUGUGCCGCCAUACAGAGAGACCUGGACAGGUUGGAGAUUUGGGCAGAGAAGAACCUUUUGAAAUUCAACAAGGGCAAGUGUAGGGUGCUGCCCCUGGGGAGGAAUAACCCCAUGCACCAGUACAGGUUGGGGGCUGACCUGCUGGAGAGCAGCUCUGUGGAAAGAGACCAGGGAGUCCUGGUGGACAAUGGGAUGACCAUGAGCCAGCAAUGUGCCCUUGUGGCCAAGAAGGCCAAUGGCAUCCUGGGGUGCAUCAAGAAGAGUGUGGCCAGCAGGUCGAGGGAGGUCAUCCUCCCCCUCUACUCUGUCUUGGUGAGGUCGCACCUGGAGUACUGUGUCCCGUUCUGGGCUCCCCGGUUCCAGAAGGACAGGGAACUGCUGGAGAGGGUGCAGCAAAGGGCUAUGAAUAUGAUUAGGGGACUGGAACAUGUCUCUUAUGAAGAAAGGCUGAGGGAUUUAGGUCUCUUCAGUCUGGAAAAAAGAUGGCUGAGGGGGGACCUUAUCAACAGUUAUAAAUACUUACACGGUGGGUGUUGGGAGGAUGGGGCCAGUCUUUUUUCAGUGGUGCCCAGCAACAGGACAAGAGGUAAUGGGCACAAACUUGAGCAUAGGAAGUUCCACCUAAACAUGAGGAGGAACUUCUGUACUUUGAGUUUGGCAGAGCACUGGAACAGGCUGCUCAGAAGAGGUGGUGGAGUCUCCAUCUCUGGAGAUGUUCAAAACCCACCUGGACGUGUUCCUGUGCAACCUGCUCUGGGUGACCCUGCUCUGGCAGGGCGGUUGGACUAGAUGAUCUCCAGAGGUCCCUUCCAACCCUGUGGUUCUGUGAUUCUAUGAGCAACUCUGUGAGAGAUACUGUAUAUUAAUGAUACUAAUUUACAUCAAAUGAUCUUAUUGCAAAAUCUCAGCCUUAGAAUUUACUCGGAUGCAUAUGUCUAUAUACCUCAAUUUCAGAAAUGUAUACAGAAAAUGUUGUGGUACUGUGUAAUACAACACACACUGUUAUAUACCCAUACAUUACAUAGAUAUCAUACAAUACUAUGCACUACAGUGUAGUAAUAUAAUACAUUUUGAGAUACUGUAAGAGGAGGUCUUGUCCUCAGGUUAUGUUGGAUGUGUAAUGAAGUUCAAUGAGCAUAGUGAAAGUUAAUUGUGGGCAUGUUUCCAGUGUUUAAAAAAAUCAGGUAUUAAUAUUGAUGAUUGAAUUAAAGAUGAAUGUAGAAUUGCCUGUUAAUGAUAAUAAUGAAUUGUCUACUCUAAGGCUGCUUUUUUGUUGCCUGAAGUAAACAACAGAGCUUUUGUUUUUUUAGGUUCAGAUAUUAUGAUUAAGAGUACGUAUGAAUUGAGAGCCACAGUUUUUCCUAAAAAUUACAACUGCGUUGUUUUCUUGAACCUUUCUAUGCCUAGGAGAAUUGUUUGCUUUGCGAGGAAAUUGGGAAUCUUCUCUUUCCAAAGGGAGAAAUAUUAUUCAAAGCUACAAACUAAAACUUAGUUAACUUUAAAAUAGUGGCAUUUCUUGGUGUCACUAGUGUAGGAUUAAAUUUUGCCUGCUGGAAUGCUAGAGAGCUUAUCUUGUAAGGUGUAGCUUGGCGAGAGGAAAACACUUUGUCAAAAAACAUCCAACAGAAAAUUGUGGCAGAAAACGAACACAUUGAAAAAUCUCCAUAGCAUAAGGAAGUAGGUGAGAUGUUCAAAAGUGCAAAAUCGGCUUACCUGUAUAUGCUUUUAGAAUUAACCUUGGUGUUCCUUUCUGUGUUACUAGUAUGCGUGGUUUAAAAGCAAUCUUUCUGCUUUUUCCAUGGAUAAUUUUGAUUGCAGUAAAAUGUUUUUAGUUUUCUUAGUGGAAUAUUUUUACUUUGGCUUUUUUUUUUUUUUAAAUUUGAGAUAUUUUUAGGGAAAGCAGAUUCCUUUUGUGUUAAAACCAAGGUUCAUCUGACAAGCAGUUAAUGAUAAACUACAUUUUUAGCAGGACCUGAAGUGUUACAAUGCCUUCUAUUUUCCAUAUAGACUGUAGCCAGUAGUUGUUGCUGAAGGUGUUUCCAAUUAAAAACACCGUGUUUGUCUUUAACGAGAGCAAUUAUUUUAACGUUUAUUUUUUUCAUUCCUGGAGAAUAUUUGAUUUCAGGUUUGAAAGCUUUGCAAGAAACUUGAAUCUAAUUCUGGAGUUCAAAAGUGCUAUCACCUGACUUGUAGAUGAUACAUCAAUAUAUCGGACUGAGGUGGUGCAAAGCUCGUUUGAGAGAGCUCAUUUGCAAAUGUGAAACCUUUUGGUUUGACUAAUCCUUGUGGAAUUAGCAUGUCCUAAAGUUAGAAAUCAAUCUCUGUGAUCAUGUGUGCUAUCACUAUAUCAAAGAUGGAAUGUAUUAUAAAGGGCAAGUUCUUUCAAGAAAACAUGAGAUACAUUAUUUUUUCCACAGCUUUUGAGACAGUAUAACCUGGACAUGCUUCUGUACCUCAUGUCAAAACAGCAAAUUUGCUGGGGAUUUUCAAUGGAAAUUUGAUACAAAGGCCAAAUCACACAAUAAAGACAUGUGCCCUGCAUUACCUGGGGUUGGUUUAAUUAAAGAGCUGAAGAAAUACUUCUGGUAACAGAUGCAAAUUUUUAUACUGUAAAUUGUUAAUAUUAAUGAUAGAAUCAUUGAGAUAGUUUUGUCACCCAUAAUCAAUUUGUAUAACAUUUUCUGAAAUGCAAUACUGAAUCAAUCAUCACUAUGAACAGUGAUGACUAUGAUCUGUGCUUGCCUGGUAGGAGAGUUUGAGAGGAUUUAACCAAUGUUUAUGCAUCGCCUUUCAUAUAUUUUGCACUUUGUUAGCUCAGUUCAUCCUGUAUUUCGUCAAAAAGGUUAGACCUUUUUUUAUUCAUUACCUAUAAUGGGUGUGUCAAAAUUGGAUGGUUAAUGAAAUAACUGUGUAAUGUGAGCUGAAUUCCAAAUAGACCUAUUUUUUCCUUAAAGCUUUAGUGGGCCUCAGCACUUGUCACAGUUAACCACGAUCCUGGCUUCGGUGUGCACUUACUAAGCCAAACUUUAGGCAUCCAUGCAUCUAUUUUAGUACUUGCCAUUGCUCACAGUGGACUUUGUAUUCCUUGCACUAUCAUCCGAUUCUCAUACUUUUCUCAAGCAUGGGAUUUAGAGAGAAGACUCUUUUGUGUGUACCAUGAAAAUGUCUGUAAUAGCAAAAAUAUUCAGACUUGGGCUAUAUCUAGGAGGCUAAACGAAGGACAUUUUAAACUUAUUACCUUCUCAAAGAAGUAAUUAAAAUGGAUUUUGAUGUGAAAAUAAAAGAUUGUUUUUAUAUGCGA
Chroicocephalus ridibundus (black-headed gull) is the source of this 7213-nucleotide messenger RNA. RefSeq names its product leucine rich repeat, Ig-like and transmembrane domains 3 (gene LRIT3). The record is from RefSeq and is a predicted model, not a curated record. The transcript has 4 exons. Bases 400 to 2403 code for a protein of 667 amino acids. Lineage: Eukaryota; Metazoa; Chordata; Aves; Charadriiformes; Laridae. Gene Ontology annotation, molecular function: protein binding.